Molecule: messenger RNA, 1823 nt
Organism: Siniperca chuatsi (mandarin fish)
Lineage: Eukaryota; Metazoa; Chordata; Actinopteri; Centrarchiformes; Sinipercidae
Gene: fbp2
Product: fructose-1,6-bisphosphatase 2
Exons: 7
Coding region: 114-1127 (337 amino acids)
Biological process (GO): gluconeogenesis; fructose 1,6-bisphosphate metabolic process; fructose 6-phosphate metabolic process
Cellular component (GO): cytosol; cytoplasm
Molecular function (GO): fructose 1,6-bisphosphate 1-phosphatase activity
Source: RefSeq, a predicted model, not a curated record
UUCAUGGCUCUGGGUAUGAAAAGGACUUGGCUGGUAAUGAGGUCGCUCACUUACUGUCCGUCCUCCGUGCGAUCUGCUGCCCACCAGGAGGGACAGAAGGACCAGAACCCAGCAUGUCGGACCAGUCGACGUUUGACACGGACGUAUGGACCCUGACCCGGUUCAUCAUCGAGACCGGCCGCCAGGCUAAGGGGGCAACCGGUGAGCUGACCCAGCUCAUCAACGCCAUGCUGACCGCCAUCAAAGCCAUUUCCUCUGCUGUGCGCAAGGCAGGCCUGGCCCACCUGCAGGGCUUGGCGGGCUCAGUGAACGUGACAGGGGACGAUGUGAAGAAGCUGGACGUGCUGUCUAACGACCUGGUCAUCAACAUGCUGCAGGCCUCCUACAGCACCUGCUGCAUGGUGUCUGAGGAGAACAAGGAGCUCAUCAUCACUCCCAAAGACAAGAGGGGAAAGUACGUGGUCUGUUUCGACCCUCUGGACGGCUCCAGCAACAUCGACUGCUUGGCUUCAAUCGGCACCAUAUUUGCCAUCUACAAACGAGCAUCAGAGGGGGAGCCCACAGAGAAAGAUGCCCUGCAGCCAGGAAACAGCAUUGUGUGUGCAGGCUACACCCUGUACGGCAGUGCCACCCUGGUGGCCCUCAGCACCGGCGCCGGCCUCAACUUCUUUAUGUUGGACCCCGCCAUCGGUGAGUUCAUCCUGAUUGAGAGGAACGUGAAGAUCAAGCAGAAGGGGAAGAUCUACAGUCUUAACGAGGGGUACGCCAAGUACUUCCACCCCUCCGUCAACGAGUACCUCAAGCACAAGAAGUACCCAGAGGAUGGCAGCUCUCCUUACGGAGCUCGAUAUGUGGGCUCUAUGGUCUCAGAUGUUCACCGCACCAUCGCCUACGGAGGGAUCUUCAUGUACCCCGCCAACGAGAAGAGCCCCAAGGGAAAGCUGCGGUUGUUGUACGAGUGCAACCCCAUCGCUUUCCUCAUCGAGCAGGCGGGAGGCCUCGCCACCACCGGCACUCAGAGGGUACUGGACGUUCAGCCCGAAACGCUCCACCAGCGGGUGCCCUUCGUGGUCGGCUCCCCUGAUGACGUCAACGAGUACCUGUCCUUUGUCAAGAAGUACCAGUAAAGCAGCAACAGCUUUAACACACGUCAGGAUUCUCCCAGUAUUUCAAUGAAAGAGGACAGAAAGAGGUUUUCUAAAAUUUUGCAUGUUGAUGAUUAUGAUUAUUUUGCAUUUACUACAAAUGUAUAAGUUGUCAAAUCUCUUGAUCACAGAUCAUAGAAUAAAACUUGAAUAUUACUUUAAUAAGUCCAACAAUUUUAGUAAUAUCUAAUCCCUCAGAUAAUAUGUAGAUAAUGGACGUAGAUAAUAUGUGAUCAUCGGAAAACAUCACAAUUACAGUCAUGAGAAGUAUGUCCUCUACGGCUUCCCAUACAUUUAAGCUCGUCCUUGCACCUCUUUUAGAACAAUAAUAGGAUUGCGGCCUAUCAUGUACUUUAAAAUUUAAAAGUCAUUAAACGUACAUUUUUGCGAAACAAAUGAUUGUUUUGUUCAGUCAAAUGUUUUUGAAGGUAAAACAACAUGAUGAGAAUAUGUUAUUUAAAAGAAAACUGCUAAUUGUUUCUGAAUUUCCUAUUCCAGUAUUAGAUUUUUCCAGUGGUGGUGUAGAAAUUGAAUUAAAACUACCGAUUUGUUUGUAUUCAUAUUCACUCUUUUUAAACAUCCAUGGAAAUAAAUGCUGCUUUAAAUUUUGGCUUUAAAGGAUCAUGAUCGAAACUCUUCUGUCGAUUCUACUAUUAAAACGUCUCUUGGUGAAACUCA